Messenger RNA from Torulaspora delbrueckii, 660 nucleotides. RefSeq lists its product as uncharacterized. The record is from RefSeq and is a predicted model, not a curated record. Gene Ontology annotation, cellular component: RNA polymerase I upstream activating factor complex; nucleus. Gene Ontology annotation, biological process: nucleolar large rRNA transcription by RNA polymerase I; transcription initiation at RNA polymerase I promoter. The transcript has a single exon. Lineage: Eukaryota; Fungi; Ascomycota; Saccharomycetes; Saccharomycetales; Saccharomycetaceae. The coding region runs from base 1 to 660 and encodes 219 amino acids. Gene Ontology annotation, molecular function: RNA polymerase I cis-regulatory region sequence-specific DNA binding.
AUGGUAGAUCUUGAGAGCUAUGUGCCGAUGAUUGAUGCCAUUUUGAGUGCAUCUGACCCCGACCAAGUGACUCCGAAGCGGAUAAGAAAGGCAUUACAAGAACUGUUUGGCGUGAACCUAGAUUCGCAAAGAAAAGUGGUCAACCAAAUCAUUGUUGAAAGAUUUCAAGAAAUCCAAUCUCGACCAAGAGUUCUCAUCACUCAGGAGGAGUUGGUCAAGAAAGAUGAAGAGCUAGCUCACCAAUUGCAACAGGAAGACAGUGGUGGUAAACGGAAGAAAACGUCUAAAGUUAAAAGGAGGAAAACUGAAAAAACUGGUUCAAAUAAUAACAGUCUAUCAUCUCGAAAUGUCAUGUUAGCUGAGCCUUUGAGCAAUUUCCUGGGUGAGACUUCUCUACCGAGAACUCAAGUUGUCAAACUAGUUUGGGACUAUAUCAAGAAAAAUGACCUCCAAAAUCCACAGGAUCGUCGAGAAAUCCUGUGCAACAAGGAGAUGGAACCAAUUUUCGGCAAGAAGAUGACAAUGUUCAGCAUGAAUAAGAUCCUAUCCAAAUUUCUCUACAAUCCCGACGAAGUAACCAAAACGCAAGUAAAAAAAGACAGCCCAACGGACAUUGACAGACUGGAGAGUGAUACUCCAUCGGGCGCUUCUUCUAAUUAA